AUGGGGCCCCCCAGGGGCCCCUCGGGGGCCCCCUCUGCCUCCAAUGAGCAGGAGGAAAACGAGGGUCCAAACGUGCAUGUAUCCAGCAGCAGCAACAACAACAACAGCAGCAGCAACGGCAGCAGCAGCAGCAACAGCAACAGCAGCAGCAGAGAUAUGCUGCUGCAGCUACUUGCUGAUGAGAUAAUGCCGCAAUUCUUUGCGCAUGCAUCAAUGCAGCAUUUAGUCUCCUUGCUGCAGCAACACCAACAUAACCCUGAGGCCCUCACCCAGGCCCUUCAAGAGGAAAUAUACAAUUGGGGAAAACAAGAGGGGCCCCCUCUAUCUACCUCGGGGGGCCCCCAAUCACAAAAGGGGCCCCCAGGGUCUUCAAGAGGUUGGCGUUUGUCUCCUCGGCCUUUUCCGGGGGCCCCGGAUGGGUCGCCGUUUAGAGGAUUGGGUCAGGGGCCCCCCUCUGAUGGGGGCCUCCCCCGUCUUAGUGCCAAUUGGUCCCCUCCAUUAAGCCCAAGGAGACCUAGGGGCCCCUGUGCCUCCAAAGAGGGGCCCCCAGCACUCCCUGCAUGCACUCAGUUAACAGAUACCCCUCAUGAUGAGUUCGUCACCCCUGUUGGGGCCCCCGAGGAAGCUGUUACGGAGGGGGCCCCCCUUGGGGCCCUAGAGGGAGGGUCCAUUGAAGGGGGCCCCCUACUUGAAGGGGCCCCCAAUGGGAGUCCUUUAUCUUUGCUGCAUAGCAAAGAGACGAAUGGGGCCCCCUACCAGUACCCUGCCCUGUUAAGUGAGUCUGAUGGGGAGACACCAGCAGCAAGGGGGCCCCCGUCAUGGUCUGCUGAGGGUAGCAGCAGCAAAGAAAUAAAAGAAAGAGAGAGGGAGGCACCUUUCUCUUUACACGGGGAAGGGCCCCAAUGGGGGGCCCCCAUUGAACAUAAGGGGGCCCCCAUUGGGGUGUCAGAAGAAGGGAGAUCUGUACUGACAGCUCUUCGUCGCGCCAGGGAGGAGCGUAGCCUACGUGCCCCUAUAAGAAUAGAUGAGGAGACAGAGGAGGCACUUGCUGAUGCAUUUAGAGACACACAAGAAGGGAUGUCUCUUGAUGAGUUCCGUCAUAAAAUUGUUGGGCCCCUACUAGGCUUGGGCCCCUUCUUGGCGGGGCCCCUGUUCCGUCGUAUAGACACUGAUGAUUCAGGCGUUGUUACUCUCCCUAAGCUAAAGAGCUAUUGGAGAGGCCGCUUUGUUCUUAAGACAAAAGAUCCUUCUCUUAAUGAUCGUGUUGCUCUUCCUCCUCUUCCUACGUAUGGGGGCCCCCUUACGGAGAUACAGGAGGGCCCCGAGGGUACGGUGGGGGCCCCCGAGGGCACUGAAGGGGGCCCCGAGGGUACUGGGGACUCAGAGGCCUCUAGUGGCCCCGAGGGUACCGGGACCCCGAGGACUCCGAGGGGCCCCGCCGGGGCCCCUGUCCUCAGCAGGGGCAGCAUCAUAAACUUUAUGGGGGCUAUAGCCACCAGAGGACACCGCAUAUACCCUGAAGACCUCAGGCCGUGGGUGCUUGAAGUAACACACUGUGCGCCUGACAUGGCCUUCUUGUUAGAUCCGCAGUCCGAGGAGUACUUAGAAAAGUAUGUUGAUUCGGUUAUUGCGCGUAUUAUGUUCUAUGUUGACGAAGACUCUAAGGGAUGGCUCUCAAUGCGGGAUUUGAGAAGGAGCCACCUAGUACACGUAUGGUGCAGCCUAAACCCUUCGGUGGAGUUAAGCGCCAUCCGCAAGUUUUUUAGCUAUGAUCAUUUUUAUGUCCUCUAUUGUGCCUUUCACGAACUUGACGAAGAUGAUGACUUCCUUCUACAUCGUAGUGAUGUUCGCAAGUAA
Molecule: messenger RNA, 1857 nt
Organism: Eimeria maxima
Lineage: Eukaryota; Apicomplexa; Conoidasida; Eucoccidiorida; Eimeriidae
Product: protein phosphatase 2A, putative
Exons: 9
Coding region: 1-1857 (618 amino acids)
Biological process (GO): protein dephosphorylation
Cellular component (GO): protein phosphatase type 2A complex
Molecular function (GO): protein phosphatase regulator activity
Source: RefSeq, a predicted model, not a curated record